CCCUCGUGUUUGUAACAAAUUGUUACAGGGGACAAGACAGCCAUGGCAGAUCCUGCAGAACCUCAAAAACCAGCUGAUAAUCCUGAGGAAGUUGAAGAAGUAGAAGAGGAAGAGGAGGAGCAUGGAAAUGCCCCAGCUGAACUGGCCAGUCAGUUGAUGCAGAACCCACAGGUUUUGGCUGAUCUACAGCACCGCCUCGGGAGGAUGGUGGGGGCAAGUUCUGGCUAUAUACAGAGCUUGCCAAAGUCAGUUAAGCGUCGAAUCAAGGCCUUGAAAAAAUGGCAGUUUGAGGCAGCAAAGAUUGAAGCUGACUUUUACAAAGAAGUUCACGAGUUAGAAUGUAAAUACGCAGGCAAAUAUACACCAUUGUUUGAAAAGAGGAAAACUGUUAUUACGGGUAGUGUAGAACCAACAGAUGAAGAAUGUGAUUGGCCGAGUGAUGAUGAAAAGGAAGAUGAACAAUUAUCGGUAAAGAAUCCAGCGGAAGAUAUGAAAAAUAAAGCAAGUGUAGAGGAAAAAGAAAAAGAUGAAGACAAAAAGGAAGGAGAGAAUGUAAAAGGAAUUCCACACUUUUGGUUGACAGUGUUCAAAAAUGUAGAUAUGUUGUCAGAAAUGGUUCAGGAACAUGAUGAACCUAUUUUACAGCAUCUACAGGAUGUUCAGGUCAAAUUUUCUGACACAGACUCUAUGGGAUUUACACUAGAAUUUCACUUUGAACCGAAUGACUAUUUCUCAAACACUGUCUUAACGAAGCACUACUCAAUGAGAUCAGAGCCAGAUGAGGAGGACCCAUUCUCUUUUGAAGGCCCAGAAAUUGUCAAGUGCAAAGGUUGUGAAAUAGAUUGGAAGAAAGGUAAAAAUGUGACAGUUAAAACGAUAAAGAAGAAACAGAAACAUAAGGGGAGGGGAACAACCCGGACAGUGACAAAGACUGUACAAAACGAUUCCUUCUUCAAUUUUUUCAACCCUCCACAAGUGCCAGAAGAGGAAGAAGGAGACAUGGAUGAAGAUCUUGAAGCACUGUUAGCAGCUGAUUUUGAAAUUGGACAUUUUAUAAGAGAAAGGAUUGUUCCCCGAGCAGUGUUAUAUUUCACAGGCGAGGCACUAGAAACAGAAGAUGAUUUUGAUGAAGAGGGUGAAGAGGAGGGUGAGGGAGAGGAGGGUGAUUAUGAUGAGGAUGCUGACCCCGACUAUAACCCCGCGAGUGAUCCCAACAAACCAGCCGAGUGCAAACAACAAUGAUAAAUUCUUACUAGGGACAAAUUAUUUUUACCAUUUUCUGAAGGCUUCUUGGGUUAUUUGUGGAUGUAAGACAGAGUUACAAGCGAGAAUCUCUACCACAUUUAGGUCUAUUGCAAUUGGUUAAAAUAUAUUCAAGUCAGGAAAAAAAAAGAUAAACUGUUAUGUAUUUCCGAUUAAUGCCAAGUUUCGUUUUUGUUCCGAUCAAAUCGCUGUAGAUAUUGCUGGCUAUUGUUAUUCAGGUGAAUUCAGGUCCAUCAGGAACCUCAACUCUUACAUGCUCAAGAUAUCAAAUGCUAGUAUCGCUUACCUUCCUUGUUUGCCAGGGAGAAAUUUAGAACAAGACGCACAACAUUCUUUCCCCUUAUGUUUGUGCUUUUUCAUCAAAUGAGUGAAACAUGUUGAUAUAUUUUUCUGCUUUGUUCAUGAUGAGUUCAAAGACCUCGGAUGUAUACAUGUAUAAAUAUAAUGUAUGAAUAAUAAAUAAUCUGUGAUGAUCAACGUCAGAUUCCAUAAUUAGUCAACUUAUUUCACAAAGAUGCAUGUUAAUGUUAUUGUCUAAGAAAAUAAAGAAAAUCUACUGUU
Molecule: messenger RNA, 1824 nt
Organism: Saccostrea echinata
Lineage: Eukaryota; Metazoa; Mollusca; Bivalvia; Ostreida; Ostreidae
Product: nucleosome assembly protein 1-like 1
Exons: 16
Coding region: 43-1242 (399 amino acids)
Biological process (GO): nucleosome assembly
Cellular component (GO): chromatin; nucleus
Molecular function (GO): chromatin binding; histone binding
Source: RefSeq, a predicted model, not a curated record